Molecule: messenger RNA, 1912 nt
Organism: Desarmillaria tabescens
Lineage: Eukaryota; Fungi; Basidiomycota; Agaricomycetes; Agaricales; Physalacriaceae
Product: kinase-like domain-containing protein
Exons: 7
Coding region: 142-1869 (575 amino acids)
Biological process (GO): regulation of DNA-templated transcription; protein phosphorylation
Molecular function (GO): DNA binding; protein serine/threonine kinase activity; ATP binding
Source: RefSeq, a predicted model, not a curated record
UCGUAAUAAGGCUCAUCCUUGGAGAACCGUGGAGUUGAUAUCACCAUCGGUGGAAACUAUGGUUAUGGAUAUACUGCAACAGAUGGAUAUCGUACAGCCUGUUUGAAAUGUCUGCGAGAGCUGAGCAAGGCCCGCAAUAUCAUGCCCUCUUCCUUUUUCUCUCGAAAUGCGACCAGAGAAGGAACAAAUCCCGUCUGCGGCGGCGGAUUUGCAGACAUAUGGAAGGGGCGUCUUCAUGAUACUCAAGUCUGCUUGAAGGUUCUUCGGAUUUUCGUCCCCGAACAAGCUCGGACAAAGAUUCUCCGAGACUUUUGCAAGGAAGCUCUCGUAUGGAGGCAACUCCGCCAUCCUAAUAUCCUUCCCUUCUUGGGAGUCAACGAAGACCUUUUCACUCCCAGUUAUUGCCUGAUAUCUCCGUGGAUGGUCAAUGGAAAUAUCAUGUCUUACCUUGAAGCCCAUCCUGACCACAAUCGCCUUACAACGCUGAUUCAGGUUGCCGAAGGGAUGAAGUAUUUGCACAAUCUCGAUCCUCCAGUGGUACAUUCAGACAUCCGUGGGGCAAAUAUUCUUGUAAUGGAUGAUCUAUGUUGCUGUCUUGCUGAUUUUGGUCUUUCCCUGUUCGCGGAAUCACAGGCUUUCGACAGCUCUUCUAGGAUGAGCAGAGGAAGCAUCCGCUGGCUAGCUCUCGAGUAUAUUAAUUCGACACUACUUGACCAAUCAUAUCUCACCGCUAGGGAUAUUUACGCCUACGGAUGUACUGUUCUCGAGAUAUUUACUGGCAAGCCGCCUUUUAGUAAUAUCAAGAAUGACGCUGGUGUUAUAUACGAGGUCCUGACGAAGCAAGGUCGUCCACCAAGGCCACCUUUAAAUCUUUUCCCAUACGACGAACUAUGGUUACUCGUUACGGCGUGUCUCGCAACUGUGUCAAGUCAGCGACCUAAUGCGGAACAGAUUUUAGAGAGUUUGCAUCUUACAAAAACAGCACAUGGUGGUUCUAUGCCGCUCUUGGUACAAUCACUGACUGCCUCCUGGCCAGGUCUUGGGAGGUCCCGAACGCACCCGUAUUCUCCAGCAAACACCAACAAUCUGGGGAGGCGGUACUUGCCCCAUUUACGGCUUUCAUCGUUGCUCACGUCGUCCAGCUCCAUGCCAGACCUCCCCACCCUCGACGAUGACCGCAUCCAGUUCCACAGCAUCUUCACCGGCUUCAACGACGAUACCCGUGAAUUCCGUCGUUCGUCGCUCUCGACGCUCCACUUAGAGAGUAGGCGGCACGCGCCCUAUCCACGGCCCUCAUACACGUCUAGUAACCCCGCCAGCUACACUUUCCCACCAACGAGUGAGGUGACUGCCACGACGUACGCCGCCAACAGUGACUAUUGGAACAACAACUUGCCUGGCAUUGUUCGUCCGUCAUACCCAACGCCCAUGUUGCGUAUAUCAGGCCAGCAACGCUCGUAUCCCUCUCAUUCCCUCCCACCAACCCCCCCACCAACCCUCCCGGCAUUGCCCCUUGCCGACUCAGCGUACCAGUCUGUGGGUCCAGAUGGCGCUCUACCCGUUGAGCGACCCCAACGAAAACGCGGCAAACUGCCAAAGGAGACGACAGAUUUCCUCAAAGCUUGGCUCCAUCGUCACUCGGAUCAUCCUUAUCCGACUAAAAAAGAGGAGAGGCUGCUGUGCGAUGCUACUGGCUUGUCAAUGAGCCAAGUAUCCAACUGGGUGAUCAAUGCCCGUCGUCGUAUACUGACGCCGGCGCGGCCUUCACCGAGACCGACCACCACAGCCCCUGUCCCGUCUUCCAUGGGUGCCCGUCGCGCUUCUCUUCCCGUAGCAGUUGAUUCCCUAUACCCGCAUCCUAUGCACUAGUAUCUAUAGCUUGAAUAUAUAAGUUUAUUAUCGGAAAUUGAAG